ACCCUGGGAGUCGUAGUCUUCCGCCCCUGGGAUCCAAAGGCAACCUCGGCGUGUGAACUCUGUUACCCAGAAGGCCUCGCACGGCCGCGGCCGAGACUGGGAUUCCCGUUUAACCUUUUCGCCUGCAAUUGGCGGAAUCUGUUGGUGUGGCCCGCAAGGGUCAGCGGGGCUGCACGAGGCUACUUACUAAGCAAGGGCGACUGUGGUCAACUGCCACCUGGGCCACGGCGACAGGAAUUCUUAGAUUUGUUGCUACCCCAAGGUCCCCGCCAUGCCUCACAUCGAUAGUGACAUCAAACUGGAUUUCAAGGAUGUCUUGUUGAGGCCCAAACGCAGUACCCUUAAGUCUCGAAAUGAGGUGGAUCUCACAAGAUCCUUUUCAUUUCGGAACUCAAAGCAGAUGUACACUGGGAUCCCCAUCAUUGCUGCCAAUAUGGAUACUGUGGGCACCUUUGAGAUGGCCAAGGUUCUGUGUAAGUUCUCCCUCUUCACAGCUGUCCAUAAACACUACAGCCUCCAGCAGUGGAAAGAGUUUGCUAGCCAGAAUCCGGAGUGUCUUGAGCAUUUGGCUGCCAGCUCAGGCACCGGCUCUUCAGACUUUGAACAGCUGGAACAGAUCCUGGAAGCUAUUCCCCAGGUGAAAUAUAUAUGCCUGGAUGUGGCAAAUGGCUACUCGGAACACUUCGUUGAGUUUGUAAAGGAUGUGCGGAAGCGCUUCCCCAAACACACCAUUAUGGCUGGGAAUGUGGUAACAGGAGAGAUGGUGGAGGAGCUGAUCCUGUCUGGGGCUGACAUCAUCAAAGUGGGCAUUGGACCAGGUGAGCGGCUUCAUUGGGGCCAAGGGCUACCUCUCCAGUGGCAAACGCCUGUGGAGCACAGCACUGUUCUCAUUACGCUCUUCUCAGGCUCUGUGUGCACCACCCGGAAGAAAACUGGAGUGGGGUACCCACAGCUCAGUGCAGUGAUGGAGUGUGCAGAUGCUGCCCAUGGCCUCAAAGGCCACAUCAUCUCGGAUGGAGGCUGCAGCUGUCCUGGGGAUGUGGCCAAGGCUUUUGGGGCAGGAGCUGACUUUGUGAUGCUGGGUGGCAUGCUGGCUGGGCACAGUGAGUCAGGUGGUGAGCUCAUCGAGAGGGAUGGCAGGAAGUACAAGCUCUUCUAUGGGAUGAGCUCUGAGAUGGCCAUGAAGAAGUAUGCCGGGGGCGUGGCUGAGUACAGGGCCUCAGAGGGAAAGACGGUGGAGGUGCCCUUUAAAGGGGAUGUGGAGCACACCAUCCGGGACAUCCUUGGAGGAAUCCGCUCCACGUGUACCUACGUGGGAGCAGCUAAACUGAAGGAGUUGAGCCGGAGAACCACCUUCAUCCGGGUCACCCAGCAGGUGAAUCCAAUCUUCAGUGAUGAGAGCUCGACCUGAGCAGCGGUGCCCUCUCAAGGCACUAGCAGCCGAGCACAGGGCCUCCCAAGUGGGCUCCUCACCCAUCUCGGCUACUGUGGCCACGUCUGACUCAGUCAUUUCCUGUUGCCUCACUCCUGAGGGCUCCUGCAGUAACUCUGUACUCUGUAUACACAAAAUGCCCAGGGCACUCACUGGGGAGGAAGCAAGGCAGGCAGGCUGAGGAAAUGAAGUAAGACAGUCAAAUGUGAAUCUGGGGACCCAGCAUCCUGGAGAUUAUUUAAAAGGAAAAGAUGCUGAUUCCUACCUAAGUGUGUAAUGGCCUUGGUCUGGAAGGGUUCAGGCGCUUGAAAUCAUGUUUUCUUAAUGAGCUUCAUUAAAUAGGAUCUUUGAAUCCCUAAAAAGCCCAAAAGUGUUGACAUAUUUUAAAUAUCUCAAUAAAGAGAUCCCAAUGACUUUGAA
Ailuropoda melanoleuca (giant panda) is the source of this 1852-nucleotide messenger RNA. RefSeq names its product guanosine monophosphate reductase 2 (gene GMPR2). The record is from RefSeq and is a predicted model, not a curated record. Gene Ontology annotation, biological process: nucleotide metabolic process. The transcript has 9 exons. Bases 272 to 1411 code for a protein of 379 amino acids. NCBI's taxonomy places the organism in Eukaryota, Metazoa, Chordata, Mammalia, Carnivora, Ursidae. Gene Ontology annotation, cellular component: GMP reductase complex. Gene Ontology annotation, molecular function: GMP reductase activity.